Molecule: messenger RNA, 5254 nt
Organism: Anguilla anguilla (European eel)
Lineage: Eukaryota; Metazoa; Chordata; Actinopteri; Anguilliformes; Anguillidae
Product: receptor tyrosine-protein kinase erbB-3-like
Exons: 28
Coding region: 387-4712 (1441 amino acids)
Biological process (GO): positive regulation of cell population proliferation; cell surface receptor protein tyrosine kinase signaling pathway; positive regulation of kinase activity
Cellular component (GO): basal plasma membrane; signaling receptor complex
Molecular function (GO): ATP binding; neuregulin receptor activity; neuregulin binding
Source: RefSeq, a predicted model, not a curated record
CGCUCAACUUUUUCCUCCACCUGCAUGGACUUUCCACUCCAAGUCGACUUUUCAUACACUCUGUCUCCGAUUAGUUUUUAUCUGGCUUUGUUAAUAGUUUAUUUCGCGUAUUUUACUGUCCAGACACCUUUUAUCUAGAAUAAUCUUUGAACGUUAUGUGAAAGGUAGUAUAGUAAAAAAGUUUUUGUGUGAACUUUUGACAGCAUGGUACACUGCCAGUAGUCUGCGAGGUGUAGAGAAAAGUUUUACAUCGCAGAGACAGUUCAUUGCAAAUUAUCAAUCAAACUCAACUUAAUUACAAAAGGUAUUACAUACAAGAAGGCUGGAACUACAGACGCGGUCCAUGAUCGCAUUCAUCUGAUCUGAGUGCCCUGUCGGGAUUGAGGAUGACUGCCCAUCAGCAGGUGCUCGCGCUAAACCUCGCGUUGCUGUGCUGUCUUCAGCUCACGACCGCUCAAACCCAGGAAGUGUCGGUGUGCUCGGGUACCCAGAAUGCCCUGAGUGCGAGCAUGAGUCCGGAGGUGCAGUACAACAUCAUGAGGGACAUGUACAGUGGCUGCCAGAUCCUCAUGGGCAACCUGGAGAUCACCCUCAUGGACCAGCACCAUAACUUCAGCUUCCUGCAGUCAAUCCGGGAGGUGACGGGCUACAUCCUCAUCGUUAUAAACCAGUUCCACAGUCUGCCGCUGGACCAGCUGCGCGUGAUCCGGGGCAACACUCUGUACGAGGACCGCUUCGCCCUCUACGUCCUCCUCAACUACCAGAAGGAUGGAAGCCUCGGGCUGCGAGAACUGGGCCUCACACACCUGACUGAGAUCCUGAAGGGGGGCGUGUUCAUCUCCAGGAACAAGUACCUGAGCUACGCCCCCCAGGCCAACUGGGCAGACAUUGUGAGGGACAGCAGUGCCCCCAUCCAGAUUGAAGACAAUGGCCAGAAGUUGGAAUGUCAUGCGGCGUGUCGAGGGCACUGCUGGGGACCCAAAGAAGAACAGUGCCAGAUCUUGACGAAGACGGUGUGUGCCCCGCAGUGUGAUGGCCGCUGUUUUGGGACGGGCCCCAGCGAGUGCUGUCACAUGGAGUGCGCCGGCGGCUGCUCUGGCCCCCAGGAGACCGACUGCUUCGCCUGUAGUCACUUCAAUGAUUCAGGAGCCUGUGUGCGACAGUGUCCUCAGCCCUUUAUCUAUAACAGACGUACCUUCCAAAUGGAGCCCAACCCUGGCGCUAAGUACCAGUACGGCUCCAUAUGCGUGUCCCAGUGUCCCACACACUUUGUUGUGGACGAUAGCUCGUGUGUGAGCGGUUGCCCUACCGACAAGAUGGAGGUGAAGAAGGAUGGGCUGAAACAGUGUGAGCUCUGUGGAGGACUCUGCCCCAAAGCUUGCCAGGGUACUGGUUCUCCUGACAGACAGACGGUGGAUUCCAGAAACAUUGACAGUUUCAUAAACUGUACCAAGAUCCAGGGAAGCCUACACUUUGGGAUCAUUGGGAUCUCAGGGGACGUCUAUAACAACAUCUCAGCCUUGGACCCAGAGAAACUCAACGUUUUCCGCACAGUCCGAGAGAUCACAGAAGUCCUGAGUAUCCAGUCUUGGCCAAAAGAAGUGAAGGAUCUGUCCGUGUUCUCAAACCUCACCACCAUACAGGGUCGAUCACUAUACAAGGGUUACUCCCUGCUGGUGAUGAAGCUGCCCUCGCUCAGGUCUCUGGGUCUCCGUUCCCUGCGCGAGAUCAGCGACGGCGGCGUCUACGUCAGCGGGAAUAAGAACCUCUGCUUCCACCACACCGUCAACUGGACCCGGCUGUCCACCGGAGCCAAACCACACAAGCGGCUGUACACCAUCAAGAACAACAGAGCCCUGAGGGACUGCAUUGUAGAUGGGCAUGUGUGUGACCCGUUGUGUUCAGAUGCUGGGUGUUGGGGCCCGGGUCCGGAGCAGUGUCUCUCCUGCAAGAACUACAGCCGAGGAGGAAUCUGUCUGUCCGACUGCAACUUCCUCACAGGGGAGCCGCGGGAGUUUGCAGGGUUGAAGAGGGAGUGUUUGCCCUGUCACCCUGACUGUGAGGUACAGGAGGGCGCAGUCAGCUGCAGGGGACCAGGCUCCGACGAGUGCGUGUCCUGUGCCAGCCUGCGGGAUGGCCCCCACUGCGUGUCCUCCUGCCCCAGUGGGGUGAUGGGAGAGAACGGUCCCAUCUUCAAAUACCCCAACGCCCAGGGCAGCUGUGAGCUCUGUCACCCCAACUGCACUCAGGGGUGCUCCGGUCCCAGUCUGAGUGACUGCUCCACUGACAGAGAUAUUUCCAGCCCCCACACUGCGGCGAUUGUGUGCGGUGUAUUGCUGUGCCUGAUAGUGGGCCUGGCCGUCUUCGUGCUGAGCGUGCUGUAUCGGCGCGGUCUGGCCAUUCGCCGCAAGCGAGCCGUGAGGCGCUACCUGGAGAGCGGAGAGACCUUAGAGCCCUUGGAUGCGGGAGAGAAGGGACAGAGGGCCCACACCCGGGUCCUGGGAGCUGCAGAACUGCGCAAGCUCAAGCUUUUGGGCUCAGGGGUGUUCGGAACAGUGCACAAGGGGGUGUGGCUUCCCGAGGGGGACUCUGUGAAAAUCCCAGUGGCCAUAAAGACCAUACAGGACCGCUCCGGCAGGCAGACCUUCACUGAGGUCACGGAUCACAUGAUGGCCAUGGGUAGUCUGGACAGCCCGUAUGUGGUUCGGCUGUUAGGUGUCUGUCCAGGUGCCUGUCUGCAGCUGGUCACCCCGCUCAGCGCCCAGGGGUCCUUACUGGAGCACAUCAGGCAGCACCAGGACAGCCUGGACCCCCAACGCCUUCUGAACUGGUGUGUGCAGAUCGCCAAGGGCAUGUUUUACCUGGAGGAGCACCACAUGGUCCACAGGAACCUAUCAGCGCGCAACAUCAUGCUGAAGAGCGACUACAUUGUGCAGGUCUCUGACUACGGCAUCGCCGACCUGCUCUAUCCCGAUGACAAGAAGUACUUCUACAGCGACACCAAGGCCCCAAUAAAAUGGAUGGCUUUAGAGAGCAUUCUGUUUCGCAGAUACACACAUCAGAGUGACGUCUGGAGCUAUGGAGUCACAGUGUGGGAGAUGAUGUCAUUCGGGGCGGAGCCUUACGCUACAACCCGCCCCCAGGAAGUGCCGGACCUGCUGGAGAAGGGGGAGCGCCUGUCCCAACCCCACAUCUGCACCAUCGAUGUGUACAUGGUCAUGGUGAAGUGUUGGAUGAUUGAUGAGAAUGUCAGGCCUACCUUCAAGGAACUGGCCAAUGAAUUCACACGGAUGGCUAGAGACCCGCCUCGUUUUCUCGUAAUGAAGAUGCAGAACAGCCAAUCAGAUGCGGCAGCAGAUGAGCCCCUUCCGAGAAGAGCGGAGGCGGGGCUAGCGGACCCACAAGGGGGGGGCCUGGAUGACGUCAUGGCCGCGCAUCCUUUUCACCGGUCCCUGAGGCGGAGCAGCUCCCGUCACCGUUCGGAGUCUCACAGGAGUGUGAACCCUCCAUCCGGUGCUGCGGAAUAUCUGCCGAUGACCCCUGGCAUAGAAGACAACCACGUACAGGUUGGUCCCCGUGUCAGCUCGGCACGGGCCGUGUCGGAGAGCUCAGAGGGGCGGGGCAUCGCCACGGAGCCGAGAGAGAGCGUCUCAUUGGCUGGCAGCUUGCGCAGGCUCCGGUCUCGUAAGGAGAGCGUGAAGGCCCCGCCCCGGGACACGCCCCCCCGGAGGACAACGGCCCCGGAUACAGAGGAGGACCCCAACGGAUAUGUGUUGCCAGGGGGGUCCGAUACCCCUGGGAGAGAGAGUCUCCUGUCACGCUCUGCCUCGCAAGACACUGCACCUGGUGAGAGGAGCUCCCUGGGUCGGCUGUCUUCACCCAGACCCUUCAAAGACUCUACCUCCGAAGCAUACGAAUGCAUGGACAACCAGAUUCCCUUGCAUAAUCUCUCGCCCCAGGAGAGAAGCAGGAAGCAGGCCUCCCUAUCCUGUAGUACCAGCCUCUCGCCAGGAGGGGGAGGCAUCGAGCAGGACCCAGGAAAAGAGCAGAGCAGAGCCCCCACUGCAGCUGAACCGGUCAAAAUUGGCACCCUUGGAGAGAAAACAGCAAUGUACAAUGACACUCCACUGCCAGCAGAGGGAGACAGAGGCAAGGAAGACAAGACUGCAGAUUUUCCCGGGACAGAUUCUAAAGACCACGCAAAAGAGUGUGAACGAAAUUCUGUACAGUAUGAAUACAUGGACAUCCAAAGCAAUGAGCUGGACUGCAGUGAACACAAACACGCCCCCCAAAAGAGGGGCAGCCAAUCUGCAGGGGCAGAGGGAGAGGAUGACAAUGCGGAACAAGAAGGAGCUGACAGGUGUGAGGAAAAGGAGGAGGACGAGGAAGAGUAUCAGUACUCAAACAACCAGCCCAGACUCCAUUCCGGACUGCAAGGAAGAGUUGAGGUCAAAGGUCGCCGAGGAGGGGAAGGGGAAGCGGAUGCGUGCGAGUACGAGGAGAUGAAGGCAUUCGGCCUGGCCAGCGGGGGCCGGGCGGAGUACCAGAACGUCUGUGAGGGGGGUGUGUCAGAGGGGGACACGCGGGCGGGGCUGAGGGCAUACCUGAAGGUGCGCGCAGGUGUGGGGGAGCCGGGGGGAGAGCGCGCCUAUGACAACCCUGACUACUGGCACAGUAGGCCGCUGCUGAAGCUCGAUGCCGCAUGCACGUAACGGCCGAGACAGACACACAAACAGGAAGUGGGGAGGGAGAACCGCUCCUAAAGAUACAUGGCUGUGACCUUUGACCUUUUGUUGUGGUUGGAAAAGGUCAAACCCGUCCUUUAAUUUAUCAGGCAGCAAGUCUAUGAACUCAUGUCUGUCUGGAAGCCAGUCGGUGCUGUGUGUGUGGGUUUUUUAUUUUUAUUAUUUUUUUUACUGUUUUCUGACUGAAAAUUAAAAGGGAAGAAAUCCAUCCAUCUGCACUGAAAAGAACUGUAGCAGUGUGCUCUUCCAUGACUGACAAGUUUGUUCUGUUCUGAUCCAUGCCUCUGGGGACAUAGGGUCCUAUGCUUACGCCGAAGACCCCCGUGUGUAUUUGCAUGUGAAAUGUAUUACUGAAUUAAGUGGAAAACAGUGGCCAAUAACAGAAAAAUGAUUGUGGAAAAUGGUUGUGUACACGUCAGAACAAACUGUGUUAUUUUGUGUUUUCGCAAUUAUUAUUUUUGUCAUCAAUCAAUAAUUUCUGUAUGGAGUAAAUAUAUUUUUUAAAAGUC